Leptinotarsa decemlineata (Colorado potato beetle) is the source of this 958-nucleotide messenger RNA. RefSeq lists its product as uncharacterized. NCBI's taxonomy places the organism in Eukaryota, Metazoa, Arthropoda, Insecta, Coleoptera, Chrysomelidae. The record is from RefSeq and is a predicted model, not a curated record.
GGAUCAUCUCUGAUGAUGAUCUGGUAGUUGAAAAAAUAUUCAGUUAUAGAUCCAUCAAUUUAUAUUUACUGUUAAGUUCUAUCGCACAAAUUUUUCAAAUUUGUUUGUUUUUCGAAUUCCUUGAACGAAAUCGAAAUUCAGAAACUUGAACAUUUGAACUAACCUCAUUCAGUGUUUGAAUUUUUUUGUAUACCUAACCCCGAUACUGAGAAUCACCUCAAAAGGUAUUCAAGUUUAAGGAACCAUGAUGAUGAAGUAUCUUGUAGUCCUGCUAACCCUGCUGAUCCUUUGCGGAGCAAAGCCAGAACCGAAACCAGGUUUUGGAAGGGGAUUUGGAAGGGGAUUUGGAGGAGGAUUUGGAGGAUUUGGAGGAGGAUUUGGAGGAUUUGGAGGAGGAUUUGGAGGAUUUGGAGGAGGAUUUGGGGGAGGAUUCGGGAGAGGAUUUCGAGGAGGCCUAGGAAGAUACCACGGAGGAUUUUCGAGAUUUGGGGGUUUUGCUCCUCCACCAUUCUAUUACUACCCUAGGAGAAGAACGGUCUUUGGUGGGAUAGGAGUUGGAGUGAUUGUGGGUGGUGGUAUUGGUCGGUGGUAGUUAAAUAUUCAUUUGAAGUGUUUUAAUGAUGUAGAAGUAGAAAGUUACAAAUCUUCCGUCCCAAAAAAAGGUAAUGAGCCAGUUAUUAUAAAAUUGAAAUGUUUGAAAAAUAAGAUUCAAUUUUUAACUUUUUAAAAAUAUGUACGUGUAUAAUCUGAAUGAUUAGCACAUCACAGCAAGAAAUGAGAACCGAAGAACUAAUACAGGUUUGAAUUAAUUACAUGAUAUAUGUCAACCUCAAAAUUUGAUAUUUCCACAAGGUCUUCUUCAAGGAACAACAGGUGGUUUUCCUAUUUUCAAAAAAUGAUAUAUCAUUCACGAUGUACAUUAUUUGUGUUUGUCUCCACCUUCCUGAGGUUAUUUUUU